AUCAAUCUUGAUAAAAAUGGUGAAGAAAAUGAAGACAAUAAUAAAGAAAAUGAAAACAACAACGAAGAAAAUAAAGCAAAAGAAGCUGAAGAAAACGAAGAAGUCAAAGAAGAGAAUGAAGAUGA
This is a messenger RNA of Racocetra fulgida, 125 nucleotides long. The record is from the annotation of a GenBank genome assembly. NCBI's taxonomy places the organism in Eukaryota, Fungi, Glomeromycota, Glomeromycetes, Diversisporales, Gigasporaceae.